Dendronephthya gigantea is the source of this 1102-nucleotide messenger RNA. RefSeq lists its product as uncharacterized. NCBI's taxonomy places the organism in Eukaryota, Metazoa, Cnidaria, Anthozoa, Malacalcyonacea, Nephtheidae. Bases 22 to 1014 code for a protein of 330 amino acids. Gene Ontology annotation, cellular component: extracellular region. The record is from RefSeq and is a predicted model, not a curated record. The transcript is spliced from 4 exons.
AACGUAAUCCACAGCUGAAAUAUGGUGUCCAAAAUUUCCUUCCUCGUGGCAGGUUUUGUGUUAUUAUUACAUCGGAUUGCAGCGAAACCAGUUUCAGACACGAAGCAUGCACCAUAUUCGCAUCAUCACUCUAUGCUUUCAAAAUAUUUCAACGAGGAGAUGAUUGCUGAUCAGAACACUUCACCAUUCAAGAGAAACUCCUGGUUCAAUAAAAAUGAAAAACAGGAUUAUGAUGAAGAAUAUGAAAUGAAUGAAUAUCGUCGUAGAAAUGAGGAACUUGAAAACAUUGAUACAAGUGAUGGAUUACCUUCGCAAACUAAUACAUUCAAGACGGAUAAUGAUGAACCACAAAAAUUAGGAUACAAAAGACAUGGCAUGGAAUUGAAUCUUUGGAAGGACAUAAUUUCACAAGAUUCGUUCCAGCGAGAAGCUUUAGCCCAGCACAACAACUAUCGUAAGCUUCACGAUGCUCCUGAGCUCAGAUUAAACAAAGAAAUGAGUGAACAAGCGGCUGACUACGCCAGGAUUUUGACCUUAACGGGCUCCGUGGAUCAUUCCAAACAAACAGAAAGACCAAACCAAGGUGAAAAUAUUUUUAUGGAAUGUUCAAAAACAAAUUCUCCUUCGCCGAAUGACGCCGCAAGAAAAUGGUAUGAUGAGGUGUGCGACUAUAAUUUCCAUGAAUCGCAAUCAAAUCCUGGAAAAGUAACGGGACAUUUUACUCAACUAGUGUGGAAACCAAGCACAGAGCUGGGUAUUGGGUACGCAUUAGGGGUGGAUAAAUAUGACCCUGGAAUGAAAUGCAUGUACGUUGUUGCAAGAUAUAAACCAGCGGGAAAUAUUCUGGGAAGUUUCUCUACGAAUGUUGGUAGACGUUCACUUGAAGAGGGUCAUGACUGUCACAAAAAGGAAGAGGAACUGUCAAAGAUGUUGGAUGAGGAUUCUAGUGUGGAAACACAAAACGAAGAAACAACUUCCAGGCCUAAAAAUCUCCCAAAACGGAGCCAGCUCUAAAGUUCUACGAUUCUAAUGGCGAGAUUGCUGUACCAACUGAGGUGGAAGACGCAAUAUUAGAUGCUGAUGAUAGUACGUUCCAGCCAAU